GAACAAGCUCGCUCUGCAAGCGCGAGGUCCGUAGGCGGAGUGAGGCGCUGGGAGAGGCUGGCGGCCGGUUAAGGCUACAGGGCUGUGAGCACUUCCCGAGGUCUCCCGGGGGGUAUCCGGGACCUCUGCGGGCCCGGAAGGGCCGUUGCUUGCCUCAGCCGCGCAGCUCCUGCCUCUGCCCACAGUGAGCUGAGCGCCGGCACCAUGUCGGCCUACCCCAAAAGUUACAACCCGUUCGAUGAUGACGCUGAGGAUGAGGGCGCCCCGCCGACACCUUGGAAGGACUCCAGCGACCUCUCCAUCGGGUCCGGAGCGCCUGCGGACAAGCAGCAGUACCUGCGGCAGGAGGUGAUGCGCAGGGCCGAGGCCUCGGCCGCCAGCACCAGCAGGUCUCUGUCGGUCAUGUAUGAGUCCGAGAAGAUCGGGGUCGCCACUUCCGAGGAGCUUGUGCGUCAGCGAGGAGUCUUAGAGCGCACGGAGAAGAUGGUGGACAAAAUGGAUCAAGAUUUGAAGAUCAGCCAGAAGCACAUUAACAGCAUUAAAAGUGUGUUUGGGGGGUUUGUCAAUUACUUCAAAUCUAAACCAGCAGAGACCCCACCUGAACAGAAUGGCACCCUCACCCCCCAGCCCAACAGCAGAUUGAAAGACGCUAUAAGUACAAGUAAAGAACAGGAGGCACAGUACCAGGCCAGCCACCCAAACCUCAGGAAGCUGAAUGACUCAGACUCCAUCCCUGAAGGGGCCGUGUCUGCUGUGAGUACCGAUGCUUACCCAAAGAACCCACACCUUCGAGCCUAUCACCAGAAGAUCGACAGUAAUCUGGAUGAGCUGUCCAUGGGACUGGGCCGGCUGAAGAACAUAGCCCUGGGGAUGCAGACAGAAAUUGAGGAGCAAGAUGACAUUAUUGACCGCCUCACAACCAAAGUGGACAAGUUAGAUGUCAAUAUAAAAAGUACAGAAAGAAAAGUUCGACAACUUUAAAGACAGUGAAGGAUUUCCACUCCAUUAUGAUGAAAAGAUUUGAAAGAUCUUUUAAACUCCCAAGAAAUUUCAUUUAUCAUUUUAGUAUGUAAUUUAACAUGUGUUUGCAGAUGUUGUAAUAGAGUUGGUCUUAAGAGAUUUUGUUAUAGGAAGUGUGCGUCCCACUUUUAAUGAGAGCCAAUACCUCGCUCCUUUCUUUGAAUGCUUAGAGUUUUAGUCUCCUUGCCUCGAAUACCUUGGGCCUUUGAUUAUUACCAUGCUUGAAUGAGAAGAAAAAGUUGCAGUUCUUACUUUAAUGAGCAUAUGGGAAGAUGUGGGCAGAAUUUCAGUCUGUUGGACAUCUCAUUCCUAUGCCUUGCCUUCAUCAGAGUGCUAUAGCACCCUGUGAGCCCAUUGUUGGUGCAGGAGGGUCCUUCCUCCCCACACCUUUAUUUAGCAGUCAUCAUCCCUCCCCCAGCACCCCGCACACAUGCAUGCACACUCUGAGCACAUAAUUCUAACCUCCUGGGAAAGGAUCAGUUUGAGGUUCAUUAAUGGAAUGUGUGAGUAUUCUUUGCUAUUGCAUUGACAGAUGUCACCUUUUCCCCUCCUGGCCUCAAGCUUUGGCGUGCAGUUUAGUGGAAGGUGUUUAGACCAGCCCUGCCAGCUGUGACACCUGGAAAUAUGUAGGGAAUUGGGUAAACCCUUCUUCCCUGUGUGUCCUCAUUCCUGACUCUGUUCAUGAUUAGAAGCAGAUUCUCUACUGGCUCAGUGUUGUGCGUGGCUGACCAGCUGGGAGCCCUAUGGAGUUGGUGGGAGUGGAGCAUCACACACACGUGGCCAAGCAGUGACCUUCCUACACUGAGCCCCCCACUCUGAGACUCUUCCUGAGCAGGCCUCCAGUAUCCGGUAUGACAGUGUUCACACAGGGUCUAGGUCUCCUGACCAAUCCAGGGUUCCCACUAAUUCUCCUUGCACAUCUUACAAAGUGACUUGAUUCAGUGCUUGGUUCUCUGACACCAAGUUUCAAGGCUAGAACUCCACAAAUGAUGCUGACUUUGUAUAGAAGGAUUUGGCUAUAAGAGAAAGCCCAGACAUCAUUUUAACUGGCUCAACUUAUUCUUUAAUUUUACAAAAAGAAUCACUUAAAAGCAUUCAUUACAAUUGAUUUCUGUAAUUAAAUGGGUUUCUUUUUGUUGGUACUGCCAACAAAAUAAUUGAAGCAACAAGGCUCUUGUCUUUUUAAAAAGUAAAUUAAAAUAUUGUGAAAAUGGUGAAAGUGAGCAGAGGGACUGAUUUUAAUGAGACAGUUUAGAUCAGAAACUUUACAAUAACAGUGCCUUUCACCUUGAAACAUGGCACUGGCUAGGUUUUAAACGUACACCCAGCCCAAACUAAAAUUCUCAGGGCUUUCAGCAAAAAGGUUACUCAAAAAGCAUAAAGCCACAGUACAGAGCAGCCAGUAUGUGCAUUUCCACUCGUUCUAAUAGUUUGUUUUUUCCCUAACAUCUUCCUCCAGGUAAUAACUGUUUCUGCUCAUUAUCAUCAGGAAUCAGUCAUUAUACCUCAGACCUAGACUUUUUUCCCUUCCAAUAAAGGCCACCCACUGCCAAACAUUCUCUUUUUCAAUCUUCCAUUUGCCUAAUGGGAUUAGUGAUUUAACUGACUUGAAACAAGUAGCACCUAUUUUAAAUACCUUCCCUCUGUUUCUUGGAUUUAUGAAGCCAGUCACCUCACCUUUUUUUUAACCCACGCAUAUGGAAGGAAAGUUGUCUUCACUUUCAUAGAAGUUUUUCUUCCUCUGGUAUAUUAGACAGCCACAUAUCUUAUUUUGUUCUUCUUCAGGCCCCCUAAUUCUAAGGCCUCUGCCAAAGGACUGUCUCUAAGCCACUUACUGGCUAGCAGCUUCUUUCUACUGGGUCUUUACCCCUACUCCUGCAUUGCUGACACUGCUUUAUAAAGCAAAGUUGUUUGCAUUUUCAGAGAAUGAAGGGAUAUCUGAAGAGCCUCUAGAAUCUUUGCAUGUGAUAGUGAUGAUCAAAAAACUUUCUCUUCUCAAGAGACACUCAGAAGUGCCCAGGUUGGUUUUGGGUGGGGGAUGGGCUUUGGUAUGACAGACAAGGCCAAUGAACUUACCUUUCUUGCCAGAUGAGACCCAUAAGACAGAUUUUUAUUUCAACCAUUGAGCUGGAAACAAACUGUGCCUUCAAAAAAGUGGUUUUUCUAACUUUAGGUUAGUUAUAUGUUAAAUGUGCUACUAACUUAAAAAUAAGUGCAUUCUCCUCCAGAGGAAACUAUUUCUAACAUCUAGUGAUUUGUAAUUUAGCAGUGGGGUUGUCUUUUUUGCAUUCUGUAGGAAAAGAGGUCUGAAUUUAACUCAGGUGGCAAGGAAAGAAAUACAGAAGUGUAUUUUAAUUUCUCUAACUUCUAUGAAUAUGUAAUCUUAAGUGUACACUACAUCAAUUUAGUAAAAAUCUUAUACUUUGCCUCUAUAGGUCUUUUCUGAAGAAUUUUUAAAGUUAGCAAUGUUGAGCGUCUUCAGCUCUGAUGGAUGAAAUGUCUUACAUACAGAAUCAUGAUUUAGUCAUUGAAAGUGCUCAUGGGAAGGUGGGCUUUUUGUUCAGUCUGUAUCAGAGCAGCUCUUAUAUUCCAUGUCUUCAACUUAACAACAACCAUAUUCCAUGAAAUAAAAUGUGAAGUUUUUAAAUCA
Artibeus jamaicensis (Jamaican fruit-eating bat) is the source of this 3670-nucleotide messenger RNA. RefSeq names its product synaptosome associated protein 29 (gene SNAP29). Gene Ontology annotation, biological process: synaptic vesicle fusion to presynaptic active zone membrane; exocytosis; synaptic vesicle priming. Gene Ontology annotation, cellular component: SNARE complex; plasma membrane. The transcript has 5 exons. The record is from RefSeq and is a predicted model, not a curated record. Gene Ontology annotation, molecular function: syntaxin binding; SNAP receptor activity. Lineage: Eukaryota; Metazoa; Chordata; Mammalia; Chiroptera; Phyllostomidae. The coding region runs from base 205 to 981 and encodes 258 amino acids.